AUGAUUCAUAAAGAGCACGCUCUUUCUCAUUUGAUUGCACGCACCAAAGCUGCAAAUGAAAAAGAAACCGUGAAAUUUGCCCGACUUAAAGACGAUCUGGAGCUCAGCUUUUUUACCGCAACUUUUGAUGAAAGACCUGAAUCGACCUUUGUAAUUCAUGGCUACUAUCUGGAGGAACACGAAGCGGAUGAUGGAAACAGUGCAAUCUUUGAGAUUAGUCAUCGCAGUCAAUUCCGCUCGGAUCGGCAUGAACAUAGCAUCAAAUUCCGAGUGGAUCGCGAGGAUUCGAGAAAAAAAUGGCCAAACGCUUUAAAUCGAGCAUUAACGACAACUAAAGAA
Messenger RNA from Mesorhabditis belari, 339 nucleotides. The record is from the annotation of a GenBank genome assembly. NCBI's taxonomy places the organism in Eukaryota, Metazoa, Nematoda, Chromadorea, Rhabditida, Rhabditidae.